AUGUUUAAACUCUUAUUCGUGAUCGCGAUUCUGUCGCUAGUGAAAUGUGGACGGUCCCAAAUUGCUUUUACCAAUCAGCCUUGCUCGGUUCGAAAUCCAAAAAUAGUGGGUGGCAGCGAGGCGGAACGCAACGAAAUGCCCUUUAUGGUCAGUCUAAUGCGUCGCGGUGGUCACUUUUGUGGUGGCACAAUAAUCUCAGAGCGAUGGAUUCUAACAGCAGGACAUUGCAUCUGCAAUGGGUUGCAGCAGUUCAUGAAACCCGCUCAGAUCCAAGGAGUCGUUGGUCUGCACAGCAUCAAAGAAUAUCUCAACGGAAUUGGCAAUGGCCCAGAUGCUCUGAGGGUGGACUUCAAGAAUCUAGUGCCUCAUCCGCAGUACGACUGUAACGAUGUGAAACAUGAUAUAGCACUGCUGGAACUGGUGCAGCCGGUCCGUUUCUCCGCCCACGUCCAGCCCAGCUGUGUGGGAUCAGACGAAGGACACCGGAGCUUGGAGCAGGAGUACGGAACGGUUUCCGGUUGGGGUUGGACCCACGAGAACCAAGCGGAGAACGACCGAUCCGACGUUCUGCGCAAGGCCACGGUAAAGAUCUGGAACAACGAGGCGUGCCAAAGGUCGUACAGGUCAUUGGGGAAAAGUAACACCAUCGGGGAGACACAAUUGUGUGCAGGUUAUGAGAACGGUCAGAUUGAUUCGUGUUGGGCGGAUUCCGGCGGCCCACUGAUGUCCAAGGAGCAUCAGCUGGUGGGCGUGGUGUCCACUGGAAUUGGAUGUGCUCGCCCCGGUUUGCCGGGAAUAUAUACGCGUGUCAGUAAAUACGUUGCCUGGAUGCAGAAUGUGAUAGCGGGCAGGAAAUAG
Molecule: messenger RNA, 858 nt
Organism: Drosophila rhopaloa
Lineage: Eukaryota; Metazoa; Arthropoda; Insecta; Diptera; Drosophilidae
Product: transmembrane protease serine 9
Exons: 4
Coding region: 1-858 (285 amino acids)
Biological process (GO): proteolysis
Molecular function (GO): serine-type endopeptidase activity
Source: RefSeq, a predicted model, not a curated record